Molecule: messenger RNA, 2817 nt
Organism: Carcharodon carcharias (great white shark)
Lineage: Eukaryota; Metazoa; Chordata; Chondrichthyes; Lamniformes; Lamnidae
Gene: krit1
Product: KRIT1 ankyrin repeat containing
Exons: 17
Coding region: 201-2429 (742 amino acids)
Biological process (GO): negative regulation of angiogenesis; cell redox homeostasis; regulation of establishment of cell polarity
Cellular component (GO): plasma membrane; cytoskeleton
Molecular function (GO): protein binding
Source: RefSeq, a predicted model, not a curated record
CUACCUGUUUUCUCAGGGUGGGUGGGGGUGCUCUUUGACCCGGAAGAGCAGGACGACGCUGGGAUUCUUGGGGCUGGAGGAUAUAGUCGUUGUUUCCAGUUAAAUUCCGGCAUUGAGUGGAAGCGGGAUGAGGAGAGGGGAGUGGUGAACUGUACAGGUGGUUGCUAUGAUUCCAACUAAGUAAAUGGAGUGAAACAGCGAUGGGCAGUCUCAAUGAUCCAGAAGAUACAUAUAUUGCAGUGAUUCGUCCUAAGAAUGCUGCUAGUUUGAAUUCUCGUGACUAUCGAACAAAAUCGUAUGAAAUUCUGCUGCUAGAGUUGCAAAACGAAGGUAAGGAAAAAAAGAGGAAGAAAGUUUUGUUACAAACAAAACUGAAGAGGGAUGAAAAUAAAGGCCAGGACAUUCUCAACUUUGUAGUUGAAUCUACCAAACUGAUGUCUCCAAACAACCAAGGAGUCAAAGGCAAACGAGUGGUGUUGAUAAAAGAAUUUCCUGUUCAGGGCGAGAAUGCUUGCAGAGCAGCUGCACUUUAUGUUGUACCAGCAGCGGUUAAAGACAACAGUAAGAUACCCUAUUGCCUUGGAGCACCAAGUUUUUACUGCUUCCAGGAUAUUAUGCGUGUGUGCAGUGAAUCCAGCGCUCAUUUUUCUACACUCAGUGCAAAAAUGCUCAUCGCCUUGGACAAGUGGCUGGCAGAUCAGCACACCAUCUCCCAUGCUAUUCCAGGUCUUUUUAGACCAUCUCCUCUUGACAGAAUCAAAUCAUGCGUUGCAAAUCCUGCCUACAUCAAAGAAAUGGAGCCGGAAAAUACACUGCAUGUGGGCUACACUGCUUUGGAGAUAAAAAGCAAAAUGUUGGCGCUGGAGAAAGCUGACCUCUGUAUCUACAAUCCUCUUUUUGGAUCAGACCUACAGUACACAAAUAGGGUAGAUAAAGUGGUUAUAAAUCCAUACUUUGGCCUGGGAGCUCCUGAUUAUUCCAAGAUACAGAUUCCAAAACGUGAAAAAUGGCAGCGUAGUAUGAGCAGCAUAAUGGAGGACAAGGAGCGACAGUGGGUGGAUGAUUUCCCCCUUCAUCGUAGUGCCUGUGAAGGUGAUACAGAUUUACUGAGCAAACUUCUAGACAGUGGGUUUUCAGUUAAUCAGUUGGACAGUGAUCACUGGGCUCCUAUUCAUUAUGCUUGUUGGUAUGGAAAGGUUGAAGCUACCCGUUUCUUAUUAGAAAAGGGAAAAUGUAAUCCCAACCUUCUAAAUGGACAGCUCAGUUCCCCACUUCAUUUUGCAGCUGGUGGAGGACGUGCAGAGAUCGUGCAACUUCUACUGCAGCAUCCUGAGAUUGAUCGGCAUAUUGUGGAUCAACAAGGAAGGACAGCAUUGCAGGUCUGUAAAGAGAACAAACAGAAUGAUUGGGAAACAACAGUACAACUCCUUAAUGAUGCAUUGAAUAAACCAUAUGAGAAAAUUAGAAUUUAUCGUACCGAUGGGUCUUAUCGUGCUGUUGAGCUGAAGCACGGCAACAAUACCACAGUACAGCAGAUUAUGGAAGGAAUGCGGCUGUCACAGGAAACACAACAGUACUUCACAAUCUGGAUCUGCUCUGAGAACCUCAGUUUGCAGCUCAAACCAUACCAUAAAUCACUACAGCACCUACGAGACUGGCCAGAAAUAGUUGCGGAAUUGACGAGCCUCGAUCCGCACUUGGAAAAACCACAACUUUUCCUGCGCAGGGAUGUGCGUCUUCUACUAGAGACUGAAAAGAAGGUGGAUGAUCCAUUGGCUAUCCUUAUUCUGUUCGAUGAAGCACGUAGUAGCCUGCUGAAAGGAUUAUAUCCAUGUGCUGACACUCAAUUGAUAACGUUGGCUGGUCUCCUCCUUCAAAUCAUCUAUGGAAAUUAUGAAAGUAAAAAACAUAAGCAGGGAUUCCUCAAUGAAGAAAAUCUCAGGUGUAUAUUACCGUGUACCAAACUGAAAAGCAAGGCCCCGCAUUGGAUUGGUAGGAUUCUACAUGAAUACAAGAGUCUUAGCAGCCGGGAAGGAAUCAGUAAAGAGAUGCACCAUCUUCAACGUCUUUUCCUGCAGAUUUGUUGGGAAUUUCCAACUUAUGGAGCAGCCUUUUUCACAGGACAAGUAUAUACUAAAGCAAGCUCAAGUAGUCAUAAAGUCGUCAAGGUAUACGUUGGUGUAAACACGAAAGGUCUCCAUCUGCUAAAUAUGGAAACUAAGGCUUUGCUGAUUAGCCUGAAGUAUGGCUCCCUCAUGUGGCAGUUGGGUGAAGCAGAUGCCUACUUUCAAAUUCACAGUUUGGAAAAUAAAAUGAGUCUUGUAGUGCACACAAAGCAGGCUGGUUUAGUUGUGAAAUUGCUGAUGAAGCUAAGUGGCCAACUGAGUGUAAAUGAAAGAAAUUUGACAGAGAGACAUGGAUAUGGGUAACCAUUAAAUAUCAGGAUAUUACAUUGACCAGAAAUUUUUGUUGAACUGAAAAGCUUUGGAUUAUUAAGAAGCUAAGAAAAAAUGCCACUCUUUCUAAAUUAGCAUGGAUUUUGUUGUAUAUUUGUAUGAUAUUGAAGAAUCAUGUAUACCUUACUUGAUGUAUUUCUUCUUAACAAAAGCUUAGUACAGAUUAAGUGUCUGUGAUAAUUGCCUGAUUGCUUUGCUAAAGAAGUAAUAGUUUUAUUUUGUUCUUAGAGCAAAAUCUAGCCUUGGAGUAUGCAUUACUGUGAUAGCUGUGCUGUUCGUACAUUUUAUAAAACAUUUUAGAAAAGCAUUGUAAUAUUGUAUCAUUUAUUUUUUGCUAUAAAUUAAAAGAACACCUUUUUAA